This is a messenger RNA of Capsella rubella, 949 nucleotides long. RefSeq names its product rhodanese-like domain-containing protein 10. Gene Ontology annotation, cellular component: chloroplast. NCBI's taxonomy places the organism in Eukaryota, Viridiplantae, Streptophyta, Magnoliopsida, Brassicales, Brassicaceae. The record is from RefSeq and is a predicted model, not a curated record. The transcript has 2 exons. The coding region runs from base 113 to 757 and encodes 214 amino acids.
CUUGUAACUAUCGGGUGUUCUUUAUCCUCGAGUAAGCAAAAAAUAAUUCUAAAGAAAAAUAUACAUAAUUGGUUAAAUUUCUCAAGAAAUCCAAAAAGGCAAAAAGUAAGAGAUGACACUUCUUCUUCCUCAAUCAAACCAUAUCCACAAGCCACCACUUGUACCAUACCGACGCCUCCGAAAACCAUACAGAUUACCAGUGAUCUCCGCUGUGUCCGGUAAGGAGCUGAUUCUUUCCGGCAAGGUCCGGGCCGUGGAGCCGAAAGAAGCGAAGACGGUUGUGGCGUCGGAGGGUUACAUGCUCUUAGACGUGAGGCCGGCCUGGGAAAGAGAAAAGGCACGUGUGAAAGGGUCAUUACACGUGCCACUGUUCGUGGAGGAUACAGACAAUGGGCUGAUUACGUUGCUGAAGAAAUGGAUCCAUUUAGGAUACAUUGGGCUUUGGACAGGCCAGAGAUUCACCAUGUUCAAUGACGAAUUCACCCUCCGUGUUGUGGAGGCUGUCCCGGACAAAGAGAGUAAAGUGCUCGUCGUGUGCGGUGAAGGACUCAGGUCGUUGAUGGCUGUAUCAAAGCUCCACGGAGAAGGUUACAAAAGCUUAGGGUGGUUAACCGGAGGAUUUAACCGAGCCACGGAAGGAGAUUUUCCAGAGAUCGAAGGGACCGAAGAGCUACGGUUCGCGACUAUAGGAGGUGCAUCAUACUAUUUACUUAAACUACUUGUACUGUUACAGUCCCUUGGCCAAAAGAGUAGUUAAAUUAGUUUUUUCUUUUUUUUCAUGCUGAAGUGUGUGUGUGUGUGUGGGGAGACCUUCUGAGACAUUUUUGUCCUUAGAAUUAUUAUGUCUGGCUUAGUAACAAUUGAGCACACUAGACGGCGCGGUUCUGGUUUAACAGAUGUCUUUUGACAGUAGUUGAAAUAUAUUUGUCCGAAUGAUUUGUUUCCGACA